Australozyma saopauloensis is the source of this 999-nucleotide messenger RNA. RefSeq names its product S-adenosylmethionine-homocysteine S-methyltransferase (gene SAM4). The coding region runs from base 1 to 999 and encodes 332 amino acids. The transcript has a single exon. NCBI's taxonomy places the organism in Eukaryota, Fungi, Ascomycota, Pichiomycetes, Serinales, Metschnikowiaceae. Gene Ontology annotation, molecular function: zinc ion binding; S-adenosylmethionine-homocysteine S-methyltransferase activity. The record is from RefSeq and is a predicted model, not a curated record. Gene Ontology annotation, biological process: S-methylmethionine cycle.
AUGUCUCUCUCUAAUCAUCUCGCUCUGAAGCGCUUAAUCCAAGAUGGCUCCAUGGGAACUUCGCUUGAGGCGCUUGUUCCUGACGACCACCCGCUUUCUGUGAAAGGUCUGCCUUUGUGGUCCACAAAGGUUCUUCUCCAAGAGCCUUCCUGGGUCACUAACGUUCACAAGACGUACUUGGAUGUUGGCGCUGAGAUGCUCAUCACUGCUACAUAUCAGGCCUCCUCCCAGACUUUGAGCAAAUUUGCUGGUCUUGACAUAGAAGGCGCUCGCAAGACAUGGCAGACUUCUGUUGACUGCGCUCUUGACGCAAUCUCGGAGUCUGAGUGCCCACAAAAGGUGUACAUUGCUGGAUCGAUUGGUCCAUACGGUGCCUUUUUAGCUAAUGGUUCCGAGUACAGCGGUGAAUACAACGGUCUUCAGGCCGCUGCUAUCGCUGAUUAUCACCGCGAACACUUGAAGUUCUUCGUCCAAGCCAAGGGUGUGGAUUGUAUCGCCUUUGAGACCAUUCCUAACAUGGACGAAGUGAAGGGAAUUUUCGAGUUGAUUCGCGAGGUGUACACCCCUGAAUUCCAAAAAGAGUACUUUGUCGUUUUGAGUUGCAAGGAUGAGAAACACUUGGUUGACGGUACUCCUCUUGAGACUGUCGUUGAGUACAUCCAUUCGCAGUUGGAUGGCCUUGUUGCCUCCAACUUCAUUGGUACUGGCGCCAAUUGUAUUUCUUUUGAAUUAGUGCCAGGAAUCAUCCAGAGCAUUAACAAUACCUCUUCUCGUCUCGGAAAGGAAUUUUUGCCACUCAUUGUCUACCCAAACCUUGGCUUUAAUAAUGAUAUGUCUGACCCUGCUAAUUAUGGAUUCCGUACCGACACCAGUGCAUGGGGCACUGGCGUUGAGAGCUGGCUUUCAGUACCAAAUGUGCGCAUUAUUGGAGGCUGUUGCAGCACCGGUCCAGCUGAGGUAAAGACUAUCGCUGAUCUCGUUAAUCAACUGCCAAACUAA